Messenger RNA from Verticillium dahliae VdLs.17, 1752 nucleotides. Its product is annotated as FF domain-containing protein. Gene Ontology annotation, cellular component: nucleus. Gene Ontology annotation, molecular function: RNA polymerase binding; transcription coregulator activity. The coding region runs from base 1 to 1752 and encodes 583 amino acids. The record is from RefSeq and is a predicted model, not a curated record. Lineage: Eukaryota; Fungi; Ascomycota; Sordariomycetes; Glomerellales; Plectosphaerellaceae. The transcript has a single exon.
AUGUUGCAGUCUACGUACCAACCUUCUCCCAAUGUCGCGAACCCACCACCACUUCUCCCCGGCUGGACAGAGCACACAGCACCCACUGGACACAAGUACUACUACAAUACCGAAACGAAGCAGUCGACAUACACGAGGCCAAGCGCACCUGUGUCACCAGCGCCACCCGCGCAUCCCCUCGGUCCUAGUCCCUACCAUCAGCACCAGGCGAUACCAAACCUUUCGGAUCCCAAUGUUGCCAAUGCCUACCUCGCGCAACUGAAUGCGGCGCAGGGCCCAGUCUCUGGCCAUCACAACCGUGGAGGGGGAUUUGCCCGAGGUGGACGGGGCGGCGGCGACUCGCGUUCACGGCCACAACCCAACGACAGACCGCGCACUAAAGCUGCGAUACCAGGUUUCGAACCGUGGAUUCUCGUAACGACCAAGUAUGGCCGACGUUUCGCCUACAACCCCGAUAAGAAUACCAGCUACUGGCGCAUUCCCGAGAAGCUGAAACCUGGAAUAUUGGAGCUGGACCAGGCGCGCAUUCUCGCAAAGACUGCGCCAGAAACAGAUGGCAAACCGAAGGAAGGGCCGGUUUCUGCGCCUGGAGCGAGCAAUCGACCAGGAGCCCCGAAUCCCACCGCUGCGACGGACGAGCCGGAAGACAACGACAGCUCCGAAUACGAGGAGGUCGAGGUAACAGACGACGAAGCGCAGGAUGAGGAUGAUGUGGGCGACAAUGGGGAGCAUCGACCAAAGCGCCAAAGAACCGAACAGGAGGGCGAGGAGGAGGCUGUUGAAUUCAGCGAAGCCGAUAUUGCCUUUCAAUUGCAAGCCAUGGGGGAGGCAUACGGCCUCGACCCUGGCGAAUACGAUGACGGCAACGCAGACGAUUGGCCAGACGGAGCGGAUGGCGUGCACUUCUCCGAGGAAGACGCGCGAGCUCUCUUCAAAGAUCUCCUAGACGACUACAGUAUCAAUCCCUACAACACCUGGGACAAGUUGAUAGAGGAAGGACGUCUAGUAGACGACCCACGGUACACGGUCUUGGACACGAUGAAGGCGAGGAAGGAAACGUGGCAAGAAUGGUCAAAGGACAAAAUCCAGGAGCUCAAAGAACAACGAGCCAAGCAGGAGAAGACUGACCCUCGAAUCCCAUACAUGGCCCUGCUACAGGACAAGGCGAACCCGAAGCUCUACUGGCAAGAGUUCAAGAGGAAAUACAGGAAGGAGGCGGCAAUGACGGAUCCCCACGUCAAGGACAAGGACCGAGAGAAGUGGUACCGAGAGCACAUCAACCGGCUCAAGAUGCCCCAAGCGACACUCAAAGCGGACCUCGCCGCGGCGCUCAAGGCUCUCCCCGUUUCGGUUCUCAACAACAAAUCCAGCAUCGCGAGACUGCCAUCACAACUUCUCGUGGACAUUCGAUACAUCUCACUGCCACCCGCGGUGCGCGAUCCUCUCAUCAAGACGUUUAUCCAGACCGCCGAGCCGGCCCCCGAAGGUGGAGAGGUUACUGAAGAAGACGAGGCCACGAAGAAGGCCAGGGACGCCAAGCAGCGUCGUGAAGCUGCCUUACGCAACCAUGAAGAGAGAGUUGCCGAGCAGAAACGACUGCAGCAGCGUAGCUUAGAGAUGGGCAAAGCCAGGCUACGUGAGGAGGAACGCGAAAUCGAACGAGCAAUGCAGGUUGGAAAGCAGGGCCUCCACGCACAGCUAGCCACGAUGCAGAAGAAGACUGUGGAGGACGAGCCAGAGCCUCAAGAGUAA